Messenger RNA from Grosmannia clavigera kw1407, 1680 nucleotides. Its product is annotated as carboxypeptidase y precursor. Gene Ontology annotation, cellular component: fungal-type vacuole. Gene Ontology annotation, biological process: proteolysis. The record is from RefSeq and is a predicted model, not a curated record. The transcript has 2 exons. Lineage: Eukaryota; Fungi; Ascomycota; Sordariomycetes; Ophiostomatales; Ophiostomataceae. The coding region runs from base 1 to 1680 and encodes 559 amino acids. Gene Ontology annotation, molecular function: serine-type carboxypeptidase activity.
AUGCGCAUUGCCGCUUCGGCCGUCAUUGUGGGCGCCGCUUCGGCCUCGCUGCUGUCUCCGCCUGGCCAGCAGCAGGUGUUGGGCAAUGCUGAAAAGCUUGCCCCCGUCGACGAUACCGUGCCUUCGAGCUCAUCUGACCUGCUUUCCUCGCUCCAGGGCAUCCUAAAGGGCUUGACGCCCGAUGCCGAGGCCCUCUGGGAGGAUGUCCGGAAGCUGGUGCCUGAUGCCUUUGAAAAGGCCAGCCUCUUUUCCAACCCGAAGAAGCACACCCGUCGUCCCGAUAACCACUGGGACUUUAUCGUCAAGGGUUCUGAUGUCCCUGCUCCUCUGACCGCGGCCGCCCCCGGUUACGAGGACAGCGGUGACAUGAACGCCUACAACCUGCGUGUCAAGGCUGUCGAUCCGUCCAAGCUUGGUAUCGACAAGGUGAAGCAGUACAGCGGCUACUUGGACGACGACGAGAAUGACAAGCAUCUGUUUUACUGGUUCUUCGAGUCCCGGAAUGACCCCAAGAACGAUCCGGUGGUCCUUUGGCUGAACGGCGGCCCGGGCUGCUCUUCGCUGACUGGCCUUUUCUUCGAGCUCGGCCCCUCGGCCAUUGACGAGAACAUCAAGGUUGUCAACAACCCGUUUUCGUGGAAUGCCAACGCUUCCGUCAUCUUCCUCGACCAGCCUGUCAACGUGGGCUACUCCUACUCCGGCACGUCCGUCAGCAACACCGUCGCUGCCGGCAAGGAUGUCUAUGCACUCCUUACCCUCUUCUUCAAGCAGUUUCCCCAGUAUGCCAAGCAGGACUUCCACAUUGCUGGCGAGUCGUACGCCGGCCACUACAUUCCUGUCUUUGCCCACGAGAUCCUGGCGCACAAGGACCGCAACAUCAAUCUAAAGUCCGUGCUCAUUGGCAACGGCCUGACUGACCCUCUCACCCAGUACGAGCAGUACCGUCCCAUGGCUUGCGGUGAAGGUGGCUGGCCAGCCGUGCUGGACGAGUCGCAGUGCCAGGCCAUGGACAACUCGCUGCCACGCUGCCAGUCGCUCAUCAGCAACUGCUACAACUCCAAGAGCGUGUGGAGCUGCGUGCCCGCCUCCAUCUACUGUAACAAUGCCAUGAUCGGCCCCUACCAGAGCACCGGCCAGAAUGUCUACGACAUCCGUGGCCCUUGCAAGGACACCAGCAACCUUUGCUACCCGCAGAUGGGCUGGAUCGCCGACUACCUCAACAAGGACGAGGUCAAGACCGCCGUCGGCGCUGAGGUCGACUCGUACGACAGCUGUGACUUUGACAUUAACCGCAACUUCUUGCUCCAGGGCGAUUGGAUGCAGCCCUUCCACCGCCUCGUGCCCGACAUCCUGGCCGAGAUCCCCGUCCUCAUCUACGCUGGCGAUGCUGACUACAUCUGCAACUGGCUGGGCAACCGUGCCUGGGCCGAUGCGCUGGAGUGGAGCGGCCAGAAGGCUUUUGGCAAGGCUUCGACUGAGGCGCUGAAGCUGUCCACCAGCUCUGCCAACGACGAGUCUGCGGCUGAGGGUAAGAAGGUUGGCUACGGCACGGUCAAGGCCGCGAGCAACUUCACCUUCCUCCGCAUCUACGAUGCCGGCCACAUGGUGCCAUAUGACCAGCCGGAGGCGUCCCUGGACUUCUUCAACCGCUGGUUGGGCGGCGAGUGGGUCGAGAAAUAG